This is a messenger RNA of Orycteropus afer afer, 1611 nucleotides long. RefSeq names its product family with sequence similarity 71 member A (gene GARIN4). The transcript is spliced from 2 exons. Gene Ontology annotation, cellular component: nucleus. Bases 1 to 1611 code for a protein of 536 amino acids. NCBI's taxonomy places the organism in Eukaryota, Metazoa, Chordata, Mammalia, Tubulidentata, Orycteropodidae. The record is from RefSeq and is a predicted model, not a curated record.
AUGAGCAGUGCAUCGCAGUUACCGUAUUACACGGCCAAGAAUGGCUCUGCCACGGGCAUGUUCAAUACCGCCAUGGGGAAUCUUCAGCGACAGCUGUACAACGGAGAGUACUACAUGUUCAAGUACGCUCCCAUAUUUGAGAGCGACUUCAUCCAGAUUACAAGGAGUGGAGAGUUGACUGACAUGCACAACCGUGUCCCAGUGGUGACCGUGGGCAUCGCCUGCACCAGCCCUGUCCUCGUCAUUCCCGACGUUAUGCUGCUGGCCCAGCCACUCACUGGCUGUGCUGAGCAUGGUGGCCAGGACCCCAGGGAAAGCGGCUGCAAGGCUGAGAAGACCUUAGAACUCACCCGGCUUCUGCCCUUGAAGUUUGUGAAGAUCACCAUCUACGACCACGAGAAGCAGCAGCUGCGCCUGAAGUUUAUCACAGGCCGUGCUUGUUACCUGCAGCUUUGUCCCCCUUCAGGUGCACGGGAAGACCUCUUCAUCUACUGGGAGAAGCUCGUCCAUCUCCUGCAACUGCCAGUCGACAGCGACACCGCUCCAGCUGGUGAUGUGAUCUGCACGCCUGUGCUCAACACUUCAGUGGAUGGGAAGGGCUCAGCAGCUGUGUGCAUCCAGGAAAAGGAAGGUGAGGAGCAGAUCAGUGUUCCUAGUCCGGAGCACUCAGAACUGUCUGAGACCACUAGUCCCGAGUACUCAGAACUGUCUGAGGCCACCUAUGCUUUUUUUGCUGGUGGGGAGGGGGGCCAAAAUGCCUCCUACAAACCUGCCCGGAAGACAAAACUUACACACUUUGCCACACGAGUGGCAGAGUGGAUGGCAAUGGCAUCAAGCAUUGGAAAAGGUGCUAUUAAUAUGGCAGCAACAAAGUCCAUGGACUUGAACCAGAUAAACACAGUAUCAGCCACAAAGCAUCCUGGAAGAAGCAAAACGUGCCUCCCUGUUGCAGGCAUUUCUAACAUGCCCUCCAAGAGCAUCAGGGUGGCUGUGGCCGCAGUGUCUGUGCGGUUUUCAGAGGGCAGCAGCAUGUCGGACGAUUCCAGCAGCCUCUUCCCAGAGACCAGCUCAAGCGAGGCCAAUUGGGAAACCGAAUUGACAAGUGAAGGUGUUACAGAAACAGAUGGCUAUCCAGGUGAGGAAAUUUUCCUCUCAACCUUGCUAAGUGGAGGCACUGCACUUAAACAGGCUAAAAGCCAGCAAGUUUUCCAGGCCAAAGCUGCAGCCUGGAAGAAAAGGGAGCGAAAAGAAAGUAGGAGUGCCCAGAGUCCUAAGAGAACCAAGAGUCCCCGAAAGACAGGAGGAGAAAAGAUGAGAGGAAAAUCAUCCAGCCAGUCUAUAGGCAGCCAAAGAGCCCCUGGAAAGAAUAAAGGCCACAGCAGCCUGGGGGGCAGCAGGCCCUCCACUCGUCACAAAGGAGCCACUCCCAUCACAAAGGAGUCUAGAGCAUCUCACAAGUCAGAGAGGAGCCUAUUGAGUUCAGGCUCAACCACCGACCAAUGGACUCACCAGGAUCAGCACUUCCUGAUGAACAGGAAAGCCAGUCUGACCAGAAGAGAGCUGGGGCUGGACCCUGCAAAAGGGGACAUGGGCUCAGGGAAGAAUCUCUAG